Molecule: messenger RNA, 714 nt
Organism: Morchella importuna
Lineage: Eukaryota; Fungi; Ascomycota; Pezizomycetes; Pezizales; Morchellaceae
Exons: 1
Coding region: 1-714 (237 amino acids)
Source: RefSeq, a predicted model, not a curated record
AUGUCAGGAAACAACAUAGUAGAAAUCUACAACGGCGCACCAGCCGACUUCCCCAUCACACCUCCCAAAACCAGCGACUACACCGCCCGCCAACUCAUCACCGUCUACGGCACCGACAAGCCCAACCUCGCCCUGCUCAUCAGCGAGGCCUGGAAAGAGCUGCGAACAUACUUCACCACCGACCCCGUGGUGCGAGAGCUGGCCCUAUUCCUCUACUGGAGCAGCCAGUCCGGCGUCGGCUCAUCCCCCUCCGGCCAGCUAGACCUGUUCGACAACGAUGAAGACGCCGCCUGGGAUGCGCCGUCGGGCAAUACCUCUGGUGCUGCUGUUUGUCUGGGUGAGAGGGGCCCGACGGAGGAGCAGAGAGUGUGGGGACAUCGGCUGCUGGAGAGGGCGAGGGAGAGGUUUCGCAUCAUGCAGAUUCACCGCGCGGUGCUGAUCCACUUUGUUGAUGUUGAGGGCCCGUGGGCAGGUGAUCCGGAGAUGCAGGCGGAUAUCUUUGAGCUGACGUGGAAGAUGCUGAAGGCGGCGAUAUUGAGGUUUAGGGAGAUGGUGCUGUUGGAGGAGGCGAUGGGUAUCUUGGAUGGGAGGUGUAUUAACGAGGACGAAGACGAGUACUAUGAUGCGUCUGAGAUGGCGGCGAGUGUGGAUGGGAGGGAGUACUGCACGUUUGAGGAUUUUGUAAGGCCGCAGAGGAGGACGAGGACUGUUUGA